UCGCGUACCCCCGGCAACGUCUCUCUUCCACCCCACGGGAGAGAGAGCCUCGUCAUCCCUCGCGUUCUCUCGCGAGGAGCACCGAGACGCGUCGCUUCGGUCGAGUACGACGUAUGCCAGCGUCGCCGUGGUGGUCACCAUCGCCACCGUCGCGCUCGUCGUUGUCGGAUCCUCCGCGGCGCGUAUCAGGCCAGGGAGCCUGAGUCAACGACAGAUUACCGCGAAUCCGUUGAGGCGCGAGUGUCGCGUAAGGACAUUGUCGGGUGGUGGACCCGUCGUCCCGCUCCUCGCGCGACCAUGAAGGUCCCGCGGGCGCGAGGCGCGCCGACGAGAUAGUCUACGAGGAGGCUGGCUGGCUCUCGGUUCACCCUCCGGGCGCCGAGAGUAGGACGAUCUCUCUCGUUUGAGAGGGAAAAAGCGGGUAGAUCGAUAGGCCAGCUGGUGUGCGUGUUCGCGGCCCGUGCGUUUCCCGUCAGUCACACGGUCGGUGUGAUCGCGCGGGGUGCGGCCCAGGAUGGUGAAGGCACCGAGCUCGACACCCGCCGGACCUACGCCGGUGGGUGUUAGGAGGAUCCAUCCCGGUUCCGAGAUCGCCAUGAACCCAAGGAAUCUGCCCACGGCCUCGGCGAGCAUGCCGCCCGCUAUGCGGGGGGAUGCCAACGCUGUCGGCAGAACGACACCCGUUUAUCAUCCCCAGGUGGACGUCUCGACGCAGGUAGAUCUCCAUGGCUUCGGCGGUCCCGGUGGUAUCAUGGACUCGUGGGAUCGUCGCGCGACGCCGUUGUACUCGCGCGAGGACAUCAAGGAGCAGUACUGCAUCACCAGCCGGCAGCUGGACGCCGUGGAGAAGUCCGGCGGUGGUUUCUUCGGGUGCCUGUCCACGCGGGGGCCGUCGCCGUGCAGCUCCACGAGGAACUCCAUCCUGUCGGCGUGCGUGCGUAGCGUCCCCAGCGACGAGAACCUCUGCGACGCGCCCUAUCCCCGAAGGCCCCUCCAAAUUAUGUACCGGCAGCCUUAUCCGACCUACUCCCGCGGUCUCACGCGAUACGACCUUGAGGAGGAGGAGGCGGACUGGAUCGAGAGUUCCUACUUCAGACGGCGCCCGAGAUCGUUUUGCACCGUGCCCGAUCCGAAGAGAUACACUUGGGUUCCGGAAGACGAAGAAUCUACGAAGUUGGAAGGGCCGCGGCCAGUAUUACCACCAGUACCUCCUCCUCCCGCUUCUAUAACGACGAUGCAAAUAUCGCAAGCUCCAAAGACGAAACACGUGAGCUUCGCGAGAUCGCACACGCUCACAUCGUUUGAAGUCCCAAGGAACAUAAGCCCUCCGAGGCCACACAAUCCGGAACGUCUUAUAGACUCGCAGCCAACUAUGCAAAAUACGAUACUGCCUUCGUCCUUGCCCUUAACACAUCCUUAUCCAGGCGUUGAGCCACGUGUUCUCGUACUUGAGAAACCACCUAAACGCGGUGCCAUGAAGACUCAAGCGACGCAGACCGAGCUCCCGCCGAUGUUUCGCGGUCGUAUACUUCCGGUGACUCUUAGUCCCAGAACCAUCCAUCGUGUCAAGAUGGUCUCGCAGGGUGCUCAAACGAAUGGCGUUUUCAACGGCAGAAAAUUGACCAAAAGUUAUUCGGAAGCUGGAAAAAUAGGAACGCCGCUCGGUGGCCAGGGUGGUGCGCCAGCGAAGGAGGAAACUGAACACGAACCACUCCAUAGGACUCAGAGCGAGGAGCCACCGAGGUCACCCUUUCUUAUUUCAACAACACCACCACCCAUACCCACCGUCACCACUGCCGUCGUCAUUGAAGAAACUUUGCCAAACGGAGACAUCGCUCUUGUUCCUGUUGGUGUUUGUCAUCAACGUCGUAAGUCCUUCGAUAUAGACGAUCAGGAAAUUUUUAUCAAUUUCAAACCGGCACCGGUGUCGCCAGAUGCUCGGGCGCUUCUCAGCCGGAUUUCUGAACCCAAACGUCGAUUCCUCCCUCUCCAGAAGACCUUCUCCGAUGGCGAAAUUCGCGUCGAGAGGCGCGAACUUAUUGGAGAAAGUAGCGAACCGAGUUAUCCUCAUACUUGCAGAAGAAAUCAGCAGGAUUCUUGGGGCAGAACUGUCAGAACACCCGUCCAAUUUUCCUCGACACCCGAGGAUCUGUCCUUGUUACGAAGUCUCUCGCCUCACGAGGAUCAUCAUGAGGAGGAAUUUCACGAAAAUCUAAUACGACGGGGUCUCUUCCGGAAGAGAAGCGUAUCCCUCGAGGAUGGCGUACAAGGUGUACCGUCAGACGACUUUAUGCUUCCCAGGUCACUUCCAACCUCACCUACAUCGCCAACUGCAGCAACAUCACGAAGGAUAUCGCAGACCCCGAAGGACGAUUCGUUACCCCCCGGUGCCUUACUGAGCACCGCGGUCUAUCCGACUGCUUUUAGUAUCGGAACCGGUAUCAUCAGUACCAACAUCAUUGGCAAAGUGACUUCACCAUUCGCCUCGAGUGAUUCUCUAACAAAUGACGUGACCAGGGACCACAGCGACGGAAUCUGGAAUGAGUCGCAGGCGACAGUUCUUCAAGCUGAUUCACUGGCGCUACUGACGCCAUCAUCGAGGAGAAGACAUCUCCUACUUUUGCAACAUCAGCAACGUUCGUCGAUGGACACCGAGGCCCUGGACGGGGAAGACGAGGUGGAACCUUGCCCGCCGAGUCCAAGAAUACGUCUGGAACCAGCCACUCCGGUGCAACCCCUUACACCAAGACGUUCUUACAGAAUACAAGAUCUGUUACCGGUAGAGUUUCAACAAAUUUACUACAAUGAUGUAUCCACAACAGCACAUUUUUAUGCGUACGAUAUUAUUGAAUCGUCUAUUUCCGCGACUAACGGCCGACCAAGAAGCGGAUUACGCCGCAGUCCAUGUCCGCCGUUGUCUCAGCCCCAGUCGCAGUCGUCGAGCGAGUUUGGUCUGAGCCUGGCGAGGACAGACUCGGGCGGGCGCACCGAUAUUUCCGAGACCUCCGAGGACUACGUCACUGCCAAUACUUCUACGGAAACCGGGACCACUACAGGCACGUCCGCCACGACCAGUUCCUGGUCGAGGCCACCGCAGACGUCCAGCGCCGCGGCGUCGGCGGCGUCAGCGCCCGCUUCGACCACCGCGACCGCGGAAGGCAGUUCCUUCGAAAGUGCAAGCUCGAUUUACAGUCUGGCGAGGAGCGAGGCCGUUGUCGAGGAGCCGUGUAGUCCGCCGCCAAUUUUAGAAGAAGCGGCAAUUGCAUUUGGAUUAGAACUACCUCCACCGACAUUGAUGUCUAGCAGCAGCAGUAGUUCAGGUAGUUACGACCUUAAGGACGCGAUGUCGGAUCCGAAUAAUGAUUUACAGCAAGUCGCUCCACAUAGCGGUCACACCUCAGAGAAUGAGUUGGAUCGAGAUGAGGGUCAUCGCUCGUCAUCCGGAGGUUACGCCGAGUCGCCACCCGACGUUCGUAUGUGGAGCGAAGAAGAACGCCGUCGAAAGAAGAAAACCUUCAGCUUAGACUUCCUCGGAACAACGCCGACCAAUGUCGAAGUCGAGCAUCCCACGGAGCCGACGUAUCCGGAGAACGUCGAGGUCAGCCCGACACCUAGCCAUCGGCACAGGCCAGCGCGCAGCAAGCCAACGUCAACCCGGAGCCCUCAUCGAAAUAAUAGAAAACGGGACUCCGUUCAACAGUCAGCGCAAUUGCAGCAGCAACAGCCGGUGCUUAGAAGUCCUCAGAAGGAAGAAUGGAGGAUGGAGCAAACCGAGGACGGUCUACACGCACCUACGUCCGACGAUUCGAGCUGCAGUCAUCACUAUCACAUGCAUCAUUAUCACUACCACCACCUGCCUCGGGAGGGUGUGGACAGCGGGAGGCAUCGUCGUACCAGGGAGAGUCCGAGGAGAAAGACCACCGGUUAUAUUUCUACCAGAAGACGCAGCACGACCGAGGAUAAGAACGCGGCGAUAACGGGUAGUCUACCGCGAAGGAAGUCCCGCGUCGCGGACGACAUAGUUUGCGCCAGUCGCCUGAGUCCUGGCCGUUAUCAGCGUAGUCCAGGGCAUAACGGCCAGCGAGCGCUCGUCAUAGAAACGCAGAGUCCCGACGCAAGAAUAAAGGCAAUGUCGGCGGAAUCGUUGAGGUCCGUCAGUCCGGGCAGCGACAGUGUCUUUUACAGCGAGAGCGCCGAUCAGCCCUGCACCUCCACCACCGCUCUGGACGCCGCGCACUGUUACCAUUGUGGCAGAGAGGUGUCGGAAGAGAUCGUUCGACCACCGGCAGGUUUUGCGGACUCCCCGGAAGGACACCGAACAACUUCCAAGUACGUUACAGGACAUCGGUUGUACAAGAAAUUCGACAAGAGGUACAGAUCAGAAGAUCGAGGGGACCGUAGACAUCGUCGCACCAGUGUCAGUAGGUCAGACAUUCGAGCCAAAUCGGAGGAGAGAGCCACCCCCCGACCAGAAAGCAGAGGUUCGAUCGACGACAUGGACAGAAGAAGGCUGCAAGCUCGAAGUACUGAUGCCAGCAUGGAGAUUCUUACAGGAAGAGAAGAUGAGGAUUCUUAUGUGGAACCGUACUUAAGUAGCGAGUGGAUUUAUAUCGGGGAUGUCGAGGAGAGUCACGUAUGGAAAAGACCCGAUAGCAGAGAUGGUGACGACGAAGACAGUAUCCAUAAAGAACGACGGGACUCUCAAGAGUCUACGGAGAGCGAAGAGAAAUUUAAGCUGAAGUAUGGAAUUAUCAUGCGUAGGAUAGUACAUCGAAAAAGUAGCGGUGAGAUGUACAAGAGGAUACAAACGAACCGUUUCGAGAGUGACAAGAGGGUAAUUGUGAAACGCGAAGCUGGCGGCGAAUUCGGAUUCCGCAUUCAUAGUUCAAAGCCCGUGGUGGUCUCCGCGAUUGAGCCAGACACACCCGCGGAGAAUUCCGGUCUCGAGAUUGGCGACAUCAUCAUAUCGGUGAACGGUAGAAGCGUGAUAGACGCCACGCACUCGGAGGUCGUAAAACUGGCGCACUCCGGCCCGGAUGUUCUGGAAUUAGAAGUUGCAAGAACCUGCAACGUAUUGGCGCCGCGGGUGUCACGCACCGGGGCGAAGGAGAGCACGGGAGAGGCACCACGUUGCUCAGGGUAUCUGUGGAGAAAAUCCACGUCGUCAGGCACGGAAAAGUGGGUUCGACGAUGGUUUGCUCUUCGUCGUGACAAUUGCCUGUACUGCUAUAAGACUGACUCGGAUUCGCAACCGGUGGGAGCGGUAAUGCUCCUCAAGUAUGAUGUGGAGCAGACGCCUGAAUUAAGAGUGCACAGUUUUGCGAUAAAGAAAAAGGGUGCUCCGACUCUAAGGCUGGCGGCCGAUACCGAAGAGGCGGCAGCUCGAUGGAUCACCAUCAUACGCGAGGCUGUCGAGAGGAAUAAUCAGGUUGACACUUGGCUGGACUCUUCGCUAAGAAUGAGGGACAUGGCCGCAUGGGCCAUUCAGAGGCCAGAUUGUUUCGGAUAUUUGCACAAACAACAGGAACACUCGCGGAAAACGUCCUCGCCCACCGGCUGGUCCAAGCGGUAUUGCGUGCUGAAGGACGCUGCGUUAUAUUUCUACGAUGACGCCAACGCCGAGAAAGCAUUCGGCGUGGCGUGUCUGCACGGCUACAAGGUACUCAACAGCGCUUCGACUUCCGGCGGCAGGAAGCACGCUUUUGAGUUGCAACCACCGGAUCCUACGCAAAGAAGCUACGUCUUCGCUAGCGAAACAGAAAUGGAUAAGAAACGGUGGGUGGUCGCCCUCGAAUACUCGAUCGAUCGAUGGAUAAAAAUAGGUUGAUGCGAAACAAUCCGCCCUAAGACGAAUCCAACGAGACGCAAGUAGCGAAGAUCGUCCAAGGAAAUCCUCGUCCGUAUCCGUUUCCGGUUCCUAACACGUUGUGGAUUAUCCGCGACGAUCGCCGUUGUUACCUCGACGAUCACCACACGCUUGUGGAUGUUUGCCAAGAUUCUUUCAUUUCAACAACAUUUAUUAAAAUCUCUCACCGUCAUGGUCAUCCACUGUAACUGCUGAUUAACAGUGACGUAACGUUAAAUUGUUCAAAUAAAAGUUAACGAUAAAAGAAACAGAGUAACUUGUGUUCCGUUUAGUGCGAUCGCCGCUGCUCGCCGUGCCGAAUCGCAAUUGUUUAUCAGCAGUAAUACAAUUCCAUUGAGAUUACUUAAACGGAAACCUAAGAUCGAUAUAGUUUUAACGAGUUCAAUGUUACGGGGGGGGGGGUAGAGAGAUUACACGUCGAUCGAACUUUUAUGCCAAGUUAUUAACAUGUUUCUUUGAAUAAAGAUUUUUUCAGCAUAAAGAGAUUUUCAGGUUUCCGUGCCAACGAAAUCGGAACCCACCAAAGUUAUACCGGUUCCAAUUUCAGGAAUGAAUUUUAUAGGUGUCAUCGCGCGCAUCGAGCUCUUCCAUUUCAAUCCUGUCCAUUGCACAUCCCAUCUCGGUUAGCACAAUAUUUUUAAUUUUGAAUCUGUGCAUCAUGACGUUGAUCAAAACGUGUGGGUAGUAAAAUAAUGAACGUUAUAAAAUCGAAGUCUUUAAAAGGAUGUUAAAUAUUAUAAUAUGAUCGAUACACGACGUACACAUAGACAUAUAUGAGAGAAAACGAAGGGGUCCUCCGAGGUUGUUUGUCGCUGAAAUUCUAUACGCACAUGGAGAUAACUUUACGAAGGAGAGUAGCUUUAAGAAACGGGCGACAGAGAGUUCAUCGGAUCAUUUAAUUCUAACGGCGAAACGGAAGAUGCGUUUCGCCAUGCAGCCGUAAGACGCGUACGUGCAUGCGUAGCGGUAGUUACGCAUAUGCGGCAACAUGUGCAUGUGGAAUUGCCAUUAAAUAUAUACAAAUAUAUAUAUAUAUAUAUAUAUAUAUAUAUAUAUAUAUAUACAUACAUAUAUAUAUCGCUAUUCUUACCAACGCCAGUAUUUAUAACAAGCGAAAACCAAACGAGGCUUUAUCCGCCGUGAGAACGAGAGGAAUGCAAGGAUCGCGUGUGUGCGGGCGUGUCCUCCGGAUUGUGCGAACACGCGCAAUUAUCUGUGCGACAGAGACAGAAAACCGUGGUGAGUAUUGCGCGUAUCUGUCAAAAAUCGCUAGCGUGUAUUCUCGCGUGUAUAACAGGAAGAAGGUGCGAGAGGAGACCGGCGUAUUAUACAUUUUAACGAGAAGCUAACCCUACGCCGGCACAUCAGCUUCAGACCGAUCCUGUCCGCUCCUACCGGUGCAUACAGGGUGUCCCUGAAUUAUCGGUACACAUUUUAGCACAGAAAAAACGCAGAUCGAAUUACGAGGCCGAUUGCCUCGGUAAAACGACAUUUUGCAAUGACGUGCAAAUAUUAAGGGAACUUUGUUUAUUGUAAAUGUGCUUUUAAAGCAUUUUGAACAAAAACUGGAACCAAAAGCUUUAACUUUAUUUCACGUUGAAAAUUUGGAGCAUCUAGCUAAUGGGCUCGCAAUCUUUUUCGAAAGGAAGAUUGACUGCAAAUGAUUUAAAUGUGCCGACAACGAGAGAGAGAGAGAGAGAGAGAGACAGAGAGAGAGAGAGAGAGAGAGAGAGAGAGAGAGAGAGAGAGAGAGAGAGAAAGAGAGAGACACUAAAUAUAGAAAAUUAUAAAAUUUUGAAAAAAAAAAAUUUAUUUUUGAAUCUUCUUCGGACUAUUAUAGUGCGAAAAAUUAUACAAACUUGUUUUCUUUUUUAAACGUGUUUUUAUUAGCGCGUGUUGUAUUUUAUUCAUAUGUUGAUAGAGAAAAAUAUUGAUGAUGAGUUAACGUAAAAUGGCAAUGCGGGAUGACGGUGCGGGAUUCUCAAUGUGUCAAUCCCGCGCGUGCGAGAACGGAACGGAAGAUGUGUAGGUUUAAGCGGGCGGAACAAAGCGCGAGUGGCUACAUCGUCGCGACGGCGGCGGCGGCGUGGCGCUGGAUUUAAUAGCUUAGUCUUCGAUGAACGCGACCGCCGCAAACGCGAAGAGGCAGCGAUGAGAGAGAAAAACAGGAAGAGGAUGCAGGCGCGAAGAACAAGGCACACCGAGACGAUCCCGUCGUUAUGAAGUAACAUUGUUUCACGGUCGGCGGCGUCGACUAGAGAGGUGUAUUAGAGAACAACGCGUUUCAAAACGAAAGCUUGUGUAAAUCGAAAAGCGCCUGGUCAACCGCUCAAAAUUUCAGAUAAUAAAAUAGAAAAUUUAAUACAA
Monomorium pharaonis (pharaoh ant) is the source of this 8233-nucleotide messenger RNA. RefSeq lists its product as uncharacterized. Bases 515 to 5827 code for a protein of 1770 amino acids. Gene Ontology annotation, molecular function: protein binding. The transcript has 18 exons. NCBI's taxonomy places the organism in Eukaryota, Metazoa, Arthropoda, Insecta, Hymenoptera, Formicidae. The record is from RefSeq and is a predicted model, not a curated record.